CGGUAAAAGUGAAAGCACGUGGUGCUGAUAGGUUAUGAAUUUUAUUUUUGUUAUAGAUCUAAGAGCUGGUGGUUCCGCAUAAUUUUAUUCUGGUAAAUACUCAGAUAAUUGUCAAAAUGAGUGGGUUCGUAAUGACCAGAGCCGCUCAAGUUAAAAAAAAUGCCCAAGAUAAUUUUGUCGCUGUCACUUACACGGCUCCGAAGAAAAAAAUUAAAAAACCUGGAGAAGCAGUAGAGAAAAUAAAUGAAUCACAAGACAAAAAAGAAGAUCAAGAAAAAGAGAUGAAACGUCUCCGCUGGGAUGUCAUGAAGUUUGGAUCCUCAGGAUUCGAAGGCGCAGCGAAACAUAAAGCGAAAGUUGCAUUGGCGAUUUCCCUGGGGGCUAAGCCGCCGAAAAACAGACGGAUGAAUUACAAAAAUUUGAAGUUGAAACGGAGUAGAGAGAAAGAGAAAGCUGCUAAGGAACAGGAACAUCAGUCAGGGCUGGCGAACAGUUUGAAGAAAACGAUCAAGAAAAAGAGGGUGAGGAAGGAAGCGGGAAUUUUAGAUGUCUAUGGAAAGGUUCCUAAAAGAUCAAGAGACAGGACGAAAUAAAAGCAGCAGUAAAUAUAAAUUAUUUGCUUACAUGAUUUACAACAUUUAUUUUAGUUCUUUUUUUUUUUUUUUUUUCUAUUGCUAUGGGUAACAUUUGUCUAUAUGUAUCACCUUGUUGUAGACUACGCAGCAUAUAACGAGUAAUAAAAUAAUAUAUAUAUUUAUAUUUA
Molecule: messenger RNA, 763 nt
Organism: Microplitis demolitor
Lineage: Eukaryota; Metazoa; Arthropoda; Insecta; Hymenoptera; Braconidae
Exons: 2
Coding region: 117-593 (158 amino acids)
Source: RefSeq, a predicted model, not a curated record